This is a messenger RNA of Amphiprion ocellaris (clown anemonefish), 2939 nucleotides long. Its product is annotated as cyclic nucleotide-gated cation channel beta-3. Gene Ontology annotation, molecular function: intracellularly cGMP-activated cation channel activity; protein-containing complex binding; cGMP binding. The coding region runs from base 161 to 2443 and encodes 760 amino acids. Gene Ontology annotation, cellular component: photoreceptor outer segment; plasma membrane; intracellular cyclic nucleotide activated cation channel complex. Lineage: Eukaryota; Metazoa; Chordata; Actinopteri; Pomacentridae. The transcript has 17 exons. Gene Ontology annotation, biological process: monoatomic cation transmembrane transport. The record is from RefSeq and is a predicted model, not a curated record.
GGUUGUAACAGCGUGUUGCUUUAAAACAGGUGCAGAAGAGAAGUUAAAGGCAGAGUGAACAGGAGGGUUAAGCCAAGAGUGGGAUCUUUAUGCACCUUAUGCACAUUCCCCUCGUACAGGUAGCAGAAAACACAACGGAUGCACCUUUAGGGUUCUAGACAUGUUUGGGAAGUUGAAGGGCCUCCUCAGUGGCCCACAGGUGCCAGCGGAGUCUGGAACCAGGAGGGUGGACCCCGACCCAGCUCCAGCUCCAGCUCUAGCUCCAGCUCCAGCUCUAGCUCCGGCUCCAGCUCCAGCUCCAGCUCCAGCUCCAAGCAAAGAGGAGAAGCCAGCCGAUAAGGAGGAUGAAGCCAAGAAAGUGGACAAACCGCAGGCCGCUGCCCCUGCCCCUGCCCCUGCCCCUGCUCCUGCCCCUGCCUCUGCCCCUGCCCCUGCCCCUGCUCCUGCCCCUGCCCCUGCCUCUACAGCAGCACCAGCUAACCCUGACCAACCUGGAGCCGAGGGACAGGAGGCGGCUCCUCCUCCACCUCUACCCAUAGUCAUCAACAGGUACUCAGACGACCAACUCAGAGCCAUAAUCAAACUGAUGAGAGAGAGAAACGCCAUCUACAGGGAGAAAGUGGCUGAUCAGUACGCUUCAUCCCCUGAGAUAUCUCCUCCUGUCACACCAAUACUACGCAAAGACGACUACACAAAACUCAUUGAGGAAAGGGAACGGCAAGCAGAGCAGGACCGGAUAAAGAAGGAGGAGGCCGAUAAGAAGAAGAAAGAGGAGCAGGAGAAGAAGAAGAAGGAGGAUGAGCAGAAGAAGAAGGAGAAGGAGGAGGAGGACAAGAAGAAAGCAGAGGAGGAGAAGAAGAAGGAGAAGGUGAGCAUUAAGACCAAGUUAACUCUAGCUGCCUGGACUACGGUGGACAUGAUGCUGAAACCCAUCGAGGACAGGAUGGACUCCCUGGUGGGGACCACCAUAGACCCUUUCACAGAUCGACGCUACAUCGCGUGGCUCAGCCUGGUGACUCUGGCCUUCAACUACAACACGUGGUUCUUGACGGCCCGUCUGUGUUUCCCCUACCACACUGAGAGCGCCAUCCCUUACUGGCUCGCCGUGGACCUGCUGGCCGACCUCAUCUACCUCACAGACAACAUCAUCUUCCAGCCGCGCAAACAGUUCGUCAAAGGAGGAGACAUCAUAAAAGACAGAGUGAUGACAAAGCAGCACUACAGAGACUCAGACAGAUUCCUGUUCGACGCCAUUUCCACCCUUCCUUUUGACUUGCUGUACAUACAGUUUGGAUUUAAAUCCAUUUUCAGGUUCAACCGUCUUCUCAAGGCAGACACGUUUUUUGAGUUCAGUGACCGUCUAGAAAGCAUCAUGGCCAAAGCUUACAUCUGGAGAGUGAUCCGCACCAUCGGCUACCUCCUCUUCAUGCUCCACAUCAAUGCCUGCUUCUACUACGUGGCCUCAGACUAUCAGGGCAUCGGCCAAACCACAUGGGUUUACUCUGGCCUAGGCAGCGCGUAUCUGCGUUGUUACUACUUUGCAGUUCGCAGUCUGAUCAACAUCGGGGGUCUUAACGAACCCCACACCGUCUUUGAGAUUACCUUUCAGAUGACUAACUUUUUCACGGGCGUCUUUGUGUUCUCCAGUUUGAUUGGACAGAUGAGGGAUGUCAUCGGUGCAGCUACAGCUGGACAGACCUACUUUCGUUCCUCCAUGGACAACACCGUGGCCUACAUGGUGACUAACCACAUCCCCUCUUUGGUGCAGAACAGAAUCCGCACCUGGUACACCUACACCUGGGACGCUCAGGGCAUGCUGGAUGAGUCAGAGCUGCUGGAUAAGAUGCCUCUAGUGAUGAGAACUGCCAUCGCUGUGGACAUCAACCUCGCAACCUUCCAGAAGAUUGAUCUUUUCAAGGGCUGUGACCAGCAGAUGUUAGUCGACAUGUUGCUGAGACUCAAGUCAAUCAUCUACCUACCCGGAGACUUUGUUGUGAAAAAAGGGGACAUCGGUAAAGAGAUGUACAUCAUUAAAAGUGGAGCAGUGCAGGUGGUGGGAGGACCUGACAACAGUAUAGUGUUUGUCACACUGAAGGCCGGAUGUGUGUUUGGAGAAAUCAGUCUCUUGCAGUCUUCCAAAGACGGAGGCAACAGACGGACGGCUAAUGUCAAAGCUUACGGCUUCGCUAACCUCUUUGUCCUGGAGAAGAAAGACCUGUUUGACAUUCUGGUCCAUUAUCCAGAGUCUCAGAAAGUUCUGGCCAGGAAGGGCAGAAAACUAAUGAAGGCCAAGGGCCCAGCAGCAGCUAAAGCUGAAGAGGAGAAGAAGAAAGGCCUGGCGCUGUUCGGACCCAAACCGCCGACACCCAAACUGCUGCGAGCCUUCGGAGGAAACAUCAACAAAAACCUCAUUGACAAAAUGAAGAAUGCUGGUGGUCAGUGAGGAUUAUAAUGAGCCUCCUAUGAUUUUCUUUAUAACUCCUUUUUGGGAGUAAAUGUACAGUUUUAUUUUCAGCUUCUUUUGUACAGAGUUUGUUUUCUUUAAUGUUGAGAUUUUCUCUGAGAUGGACUCAUUCAAACAUUUACUAGAAGCCCUACAGCAGCAAGGUUCACUUAAAGCAAGACUGUGAGCUUUAAGAAAAUUAGUUGUAAUCACAAGGAAAUGUACUAAAUGACAAAAAAACACUGGCUUCAACAAACACUGAGAAAUGUAUUUAGUGCAAUAUUAGGAUCCAGACACUCUCUACUGCCCCUAGUGGACACUGCAUGAUAUAUAUUCUGUCAUUUUACAUACUGUAUAUAUAUUUUUUCAGUUUCAGUUGUAAAAGCCAAACAGAGAUUAUCUGUAAUUAUCAGAAAAUUGUGACAGUAUAUAAAAGUUGACUAAUUUUAUGCCCAUCUAUAUCUGCUAAAAUAAAUAAUUACCUGAUUUAAUUGCA